AAUUCCUAGGAGCGGUAUUGCUGGGUGAAAUGGUAUUUCUACUUUGAGCUCUUCGAGGAACCUCCAUAUUGCUUUGCACGGAGGUUGAACGAAUUUACAUUCCCACCAACAGUGUAGGAGGGUUCCCCUCUCUCCACAUGCUUGCCAACGUUUGUUGUGGUUUUUCUUUUGGAUGGUGGCGAUCCUUACUGGUGUGAGGUGAUAUCUGAUUGUGCUUUUAAUUAGCAUUUCUCUGAUGACAGGCCAUGUGGUGCAUCUUUUCAUGUGUCUAUUGGGCACCUGAAUUUCUUCUUUGGACAACUGCCUGUUCAGCUCCCCUGCCCACAUUUUUAUUGGAUUACUUGCUUUUUGUUUGUUGAGGUGUGUUAGCUCUUUCUAUAUUUUGGAUGUCAACCCUUCAUCGGAUCUGUCAUUGAUGAAUAUAUUCUCCCAUACUGGAGGAUGCCCUUUUGUUCUGUUGAUGGUGCCCUUUACUGAACGGAAGCUUUUAAGCUUGAUAUAGUCCCAUUUGUUCAUUUUUGCUUUUCUUUCCCUGGAGAGAUAUGUUCACGAAGAAGUCGCUCAUGUUUAUGUCCAAGAUAUUUUCGCCUGUCCGUCUCUAAGAGUUUUAUGUUUUCAUGGCUUCCAUUCAGGGGUUCGAUCAAUUUUGAAUUUACUUUUGUGUAUGGGGUUAGACAAUGAUCCAUGUUUCCUCCUUUUCUGCAGCCAUCACCUCCGGCUCUGGAGCAGUGACCCAGACCACCAGCUGUGGGGCCAGUACAUCAGGGUUUGGCAGCACCGUCUCUGCGCCCUUCACAUCCAGGGUGUCAGCAGGCCCCACUGGCAGUGGGGGCUUUGGGACAAGCGUGGCUGCCCCCCACAGCAGCUCCACCACUGGGGCAUUUGGCUCUGCGUCAGGACGGAGUGGGAGAACUGGUCUCAAGAACCCUUUCUGGGGAUCCUUGAAUCCAGACUCCCUGGGUGCAGCUGGCCAGAGCACACCAUCUGCUUUCCGUGUGGCCAGCACGCAGCAGAACACGCCCGGGUUUUCAGCCAUCACCUCCGGCUCUGGAGCAGUGACCCAGACCACCAGCUGUGGGGCCAGUACAUCAGGGUUUGGCAGCACCGUCUCUGCGCCCUUCACAUCCAGGGUGUCAGCAGGCCCCACUGGCAGUGGGGGCUUUGGGACAAGCGUGGCUGCCCCCCACAGCAGCUCCACCACUGGGGCAUUUGGCUCUGCGUCAGGACGGAGUGGGAGAACUGGUCUCAAGAACCCUUUCUGGGGAUCCUUGAAUCCAGACUCCCUGGGUGCAGCUGGCCAGAGCACACCAUCUGCUUUCCGUGUGGCCAGCACGCAGCAGAACACGCCCGGGUUUUCAGCCAUCACCUCCGGCUCUGGAGCAGUGACCCAGACCACCAGCUGUGGGGCCAGUACAUCAGGGUUUGGCAGCACCGUCUCUGCGCCCUUCACAUCCAGGGUGUCAGCAGGCCCCACUGGCAGUGGGGGCUUUGGGACAAGCGUGGCUGCCCCCCACAGCAGCUCCACCACUGGGGCAUUUGGCUCUGCGUCAGGACGGAGUGGGAGAACUGGUCUCAAGAACCCUUCCUGGGGAUCCUUGAAUCCAGACUCCCUGGGUGCAGCUGGCCAGAGCACACCAUCUGCUUUCCGUGUGGCCAGCACGCAGCAGAACACGCCCGGGUUUUCAGGUGAGAUUUGGAAUGGGCUCGGUCUGCCGUGCCAGGCGCUGUCUUAAGUGCUGACACAGUCUCCGC
This is a messenger RNA of Manis pentadactyla (Chinese pangolin), 1752 nucleotides long. RefSeq names its product putative nuclear envelope pore membrane protein POM 121B. The record is from RefSeq and is a predicted model, not a curated record. Lineage: Eukaryota; Metazoa; Chordata; Mammalia; Pholidota; Manidae. The transcript is spliced from 3 exons. The coding region runs from base 678 to 1733 and encodes 351 amino acids.